CGCGCACCCUGGCAGCUCCAACCGCCGGUUCAGUAACGGCUAUAACGCCGUUUCUCACCCGCAAACGUCUCUAACGCGAAGAAUUUGUCAACCUAAAAUAUUUAUUAAUUAGUCGGCGUCUUUGACAGAAAUAUCGAUUUGUCGUCGCUGUCCCUGAAUGGCAGCCCUUGAUCUUGGACGCGCUCGAGCUUGAUUUGUUAAUUUUAUUUUUAUUUUGAUUAAAUAUUUCCGAGAAGGCCGACCAGACCACCGUAUAGAAUGCCUUCUUGGCUGAUAGUUGUUGUCGAAUAUAUGUGAAAAGUCGUUUUUUACGCGGAUUUAAAUGUGUCGCGCAGAAGGAGAAGGACCUCCUGUUUCUCUGCUGGUUUCAAACGAAGCGACGGUUUGGGUGAAAAAUCAUCGUUUUAUACCGAGGAACAACUGGGGCUAGAGAACGGCUACUGUUGCGCAGAGACACACACACACACACACACACACACAGAGACAGAGAGAGAGAGAUAGAGACAGAGACGGAGACGGAGAGGGCUGUUCGAAGCAAUAUGGCUGAUGGCUGGGGCUGGGGGCGCUGGCAGGAGCUCUCCAAAGCUGCUCGAUGCUAGCUGUGGCAGAUCGCAACCUCUCUCGCGGCGCCGACGGCAGCUCUAGAAUGACUAAUAAUAUCAACUACAAUAAAAACUCGGACUCUUCUGUCUCCAUAUCCAAGAUGGAUGUGACCAUCCCGUUCACUCCUGACGUGCCGUGCGAUAACAAUGGCCAGCGCAUGUGGUGGGCUUUCCUCGCCUCGUCCAUGGUGACGUUCUUUGGGGGUCUCUUUAUCAUCCUCCUGUGGAGGACCCUCAAGUACCUGUGGACUGUCUGCUGCCAUUGUAGCAUCAAAAACAAGGAGGCCCAGAAAGUGAAUAACGGGCAGGCAGAUGGGCCGCUGAAGAGCCAGGAUGAGAAGGACGAUGCUCCAGCUAGUGAGGUGGGCUGGAUGACCUCGGUGAAAGACUGGGCCGGAGUCAUGAUCUCAGCACAGACUCUUACAGGCAGAGUACUGGUGGUAUUAGUCUUUGCUCUCAGUAUUGGAGCCCUUGGAAUAUACUUCAUAGACUCAUCUGACCCUAUAGAAUCCUGUCAGAAUUUCUACAAAGACUUCACGUUACAGAUCGACAUGGCCUUCAACGUGUUCUUCUUACUCUACUUUGGUCUGCGUUUUAUUGCAGCAAACGAUAAACUGUGGUUCUGGCUGGAGGUGAACUCUGUGGUGGAUUUCUUCACGGUGCCACCAGUGUUUGUGUCCGUGUAUCUUAACAGAAGCUGGCUGGGUUUGAGAUUUCUAAGAGCCUUGAGACUGAUACAGUUCUCUGAAAUUUUACAGUUUUUGAAUAUCUUAAAAACAAGUAAUUCCAUCAAGCUGGUGAACCUGUGUUCCAUCUUCAUAAGCACAUGGCUCACAGCUGCAGGAUUCAUUCAUCUGGUGGAAAAUUCAGGGGAUCCUUGGGAUAACUUCCAAAAUUCUCAGCCACUUUCAUAUUGGGAAUGUGUAUACUUACUCAUGGUCACUAUGUCAACGGUGGGGUACGGGGACGUCUGCGCGAAAACCACACUCGGACGACUUUUCAUGGUCUUCUUCAUUCUUGGCGGUUUGGCCAUGUUUGCCAGCUACGUCCCUGAAAUCAUAGAGUUAAUAGGAAACCGCAAGAAAUAUGGUGGUUCCUAUAGUGCGGUAAAUGGCAGAAAGCAUAUUGUGGUCUGUGGUCACAUCACGCUCGAAAGUGUAUCCAACUUCCUUAAAGACUUCCUACACAAGGACAGGGAUGAUGUCAAUGUAGAAAUUGUUUUUCUUCAUAAUAUUUCCCCUAAUCUUGAGCUGGAAGCCUUGUUUAAACGUCACUUCACUCAGGUGGAAUUCUAUCAAGGAUCUGUUCUUAACCCACACGAUCUAGCUAGAGUCAAGAUCGAAUCAGCAGAUGCAUGCUUAAUUCUUGCCAACAAAUACUGUGCAGACCCAGAUGCUGAGGACGCAUCGAACAUAAUGAGAGUAAUAUCUAUCAAGAAUUACCAUCCAAAGAUAAGAAUAAUUACUCAAAUGUUGCAGUACCAUAACAAGGCCCAUCUGCUAAACAUUCCCAGCUGGAACUGGAAGGAGGGCGAUGAUGCGAUCUGCCUGGCCGAGCUGAAGGCGGGUUUCAUAGCGCAGAGCUGCCUGGCACAGGGCCUGUCUACCAUGCUUGCCAACCUCUUCUCCAUGAGGUCAUACAUCAAGAUUGAAGAGGACACAUGGCAGAAAUAUUAUUUGGAGGGGGUGGCCAAUGAGAUGUACACUGAGUACCUGUCCAGUGCCUUUGUGGGCCUUUCUUUUCCUACAGUUUGUGAGCUGUGCUAUGUGAAGCUCAAGUUGCUGUUGAUUGCUAUUGAAUACAAGUCAGAGCAGAGGGAAAGCAGUAUUCUGAUCAACCCUGGGAAUCAUGUAAAGAUGCAGGAGGGAACCUUGGGAUUCUUUAUUGCCAGUGAUGCCAAAGAGGUCAAAAGAGCAUAUUUCUACUGCAAAGCUUGUCAUGACGACAUCACAGAUCCCAAAAGGAUCAAAAAAUGUGGCUGCAAGAGACCCAAGAUGUCCGUCUACAAGCGAAUGAAACUGGCAUGUUGUUUUGAUUGCGGGCGCUCUGAGCGCGACUGCUCGUGCAUGGCAGGCAGUGUACAUAGUAACAUGGACAGCCUUCAGAGGGCCUUCCCACUUUCUUCUGUCUCUGUUCAUGAUUGCUCAACCAGUUUACGUGCCUCCAAAUAUAAGUAUUACGGAUAUGUUACAUCACCAGCAGAUGGCGCUACAACUCCAGGGAAAACAGGAGGUCAGAGAGAGGCUGGGGUUCGGUUCAAAGCAGAAUGGAUUUUAGUUGAAGACGAGCAUCCAUCAACGCUGUCACCCAAAAAGAAGCAGCGCAACGGAGGCAUGCGAAAUUCACCCAACUACUCACCCAAAGUGAUGAGACAUGACCCUUUACUUAUUCCAGGAAACGAGCAGAUUGAGAAUAUGGACGUUAAUGUGAAGAGAUAUGACUCCACUGGAAUGUUUCACUGGUGUCCUUCCAAAGACAUUGAGAAAGUCAUUCUGACGAGAAGUGAGGCCUCCAUGACGGUUCUGAGUGGACACGUCGUGGUCUGCAUAUUCGGAGACGUCACUUCUGCUUUAGUGGGUCUGCGAAACUUGGUGAUGCCUUUAAGAGCAAGUAACUUCCAUUACCAUGAGCUGAAGCACAUCGUGUUUGUAGGCUCACUGGAUUAUCUGAGGAGGGAAUGGGAAACCCUUCACAACUUCCCCAAGCUUGCCAUCUUACCUGGCACACCGUUAAGUCGAGCUGAUUUAAGGGCUGUAAACAUCAACCUUUGCGACAUGUGCGUUAUCCUGUCAGCCAAUCAGAACAAUAUCGACGAUGCUUCACUGCAGGACAAGGAAUGCAUCUUGGCAUCACUCAACAUCAAAUCUAUGCAGUUUGAUGACAGCAUUGGGGUCCUGCAGGCUAAUUCCCAAGGUUUUACACCUCCAGGAAUGGACAGAUCAUCUCCAGACAACAGUCCAGUGCAUGGGUUGGUUCGCCAGGCAUCUGUCACCACUGGCUCCAACAUCCCAAUCAUAACUGAACUAGUAAAUGAUUCAAACGUUCAGUUCCUGGACCAAGAUGACGACGAUGACCCGGAUACAGAGCUGUAUCUGACACAACCUUUUGCCUGUGGGACAGCUUUUGCUGUCAGUGUCCUCGACUCUCUCAUGAGCGCUACGUACUUCAACGAUAAUAUCCUGACGCUGAUCCGGACGCUGGUGACAGGAGGGGCCACGCCAGAGCUGGAGGCGCUGUUGGCCGAGGAGAAUGCUCUGCACGGGGGAUAUAGCACACCGCAGACGCUAGCUAACAGGGACAGGUGUCGCGUGGCACAGCUCGCCCUCUACGAUGGCCCUUUUGCAGACUUGGGGGACGGAGGUUGUUAUGGGGACUUGUUCUGUAAAGCAUUAAAAACAUACAACAUGCUGUGCUUUGGAAUCUAUAGACUAAGAGACGCACACCUAAGUACACCGAGUCAGUGCACAAAAAGGUAUGUCAUCACCAACCCGCCCUAUGAAUUCGAGCUCGUCCCCACAGACCUGAUCUUCUGCCUGAUGCAGUUUGACCACAACGCAGGUCAGUCGCGCACCAGCCUGUCCCAUUCGUCUCAUUCCUCGCACUCAUCCAGCAAGAAGAGCUCGUCAGUUCACUCCAUCCCCGCCACCAACCGGCCCAACCGCAGCAGCAAGACCCGCGAAAGCCGUGACAAACACAAUGCAACAAGGAUGAAUAGAAUGAGUCAAGAAAAGAAAUGGUUUACAGAUGAACCAGAAAAUGCCUACCCAAGGAACAUUCAAAUCAAGCCCAUGAGCACUCACAUGGCCAAUCAAGUCAAUCAGUACAAAUCCACUAGCAGCCUGAUUCCACCAAUCAGAGAAGUUGAAGAUGAAUGCUGAAUCCCAGGCUUUUGAAAAGUUGGAGCAUCCUGACGUAAAGGUUGAGCAGUGAUGAGGCAACGGUGAUGAUAAUAGCGAUUCGCUGUCAUUUAACACCUCCAAGGUUUUUUUUGUUUUGUUUUGUUUUUUUGGAACAUGGAUGGGGCCUCCUCUCCUAUGUGUAUACCUUUAAUGUUACUUCCAUGCUUUUGGAAACAUUUUAAUUUAUAAAUGUAUACAUAGUGAUGUAAAUAAUGACAAUCAAAUACGGAUUGUACAGCCCUCUAGCACUUUUUGAAAUUAUGUUUAAAAACGGUAAAGAAGUACUUCCUGUAAUUCAUUGCAAUAUCCUGUGUCUGUAGUGAGCUGACUCAGUGCAGAAGGCUUUGUGUUUAUGGAAGAUGAGGGUCACAGUCCUAUAGCUCGUUAACAUUACCCAAAGAACCUCAUCUGAAGUGUCACUUAAGCCCCACUACACACACACACAUAUAUAUAUAUAUAUAUAUAUAUAUAUAUAUAUAUACAUACUGUACAUGCGCCGUCAUCUGCUUUUUUUUUGCACUAAAUGUAAUAUUGGAAAAACUUGAGAACGGGCUUGUGAGGAGUGUAAACGUUUGGGGUGACGGCGCGGUGUGUAAACUCACCGGCCGACCGUCACCCACAGGCGACCGUUAAAGGUGACGAGUGCUGCGACAGGGUCCUCAGUCCUGCUUUGUGUGGAGAUGCUUUCAUUCAAGUAAAUGUCGCACACAAUGUUGGACAUGCAGAGCGGAAAAUCUAUUUCAUUUCCAUUCACAAGAAAGCAGUGCGAGUCAUCGUGUAUGGGAAUGUACUUAUUUAUACUCAUGUAAUAACGCCAGAGGUCAUCUCCAGCGUAGCCCUAAGAAAUUGGCAAUACAUCAUCAGGAUAUGCACUACUUUUGUUGAUGUCUUUCCAUCAUGCUUGACUGCUGGUGUUGCUGUGGUUGUUACUAAGAUGUAGGAUCAAGGCUCAUAAUGCACGUGUUCAGGAGAGACACAAAAAUCGAAUUCUGCUGGUUUACAUGCCACACUCGCGAUGCUGAUAAUGUCACUGUGAUUGAGCUUCGAAGCGUAUUUUAUUUUAUAAAAUUCUCUCCGAUUUCUAAUUAAAGAAAAUACUUGGAAGAUGUAGGGAAACGUGCCACAUAUUGCGAAAAGUGGGCAUCCAUGGUUCCUCCUUCUGAUCGGUGCCACUGCCUGACAAUUUGUUGGCACAGAGGCAGAGACGUACUUGGAUGUUCUCUGUGGCCAACCGCGAUGCCUAAAUUUUACAGAACCUCCAGAUAUAUGCGAAGCAAUCACGGCUGUCAUUAUCAUGUAAAGAGAGUGUGGUACAGUGUGGUGUGUCGUUCUGCGGUUAUACGAGACGGUAUGAACUCCACCCCACGUUACGCUGAAACAUGUGGUGUAGUGAGUCUUUACGUGGGACGUGUAAUACAUAAAUACAUACGUUAAGCAAAACUUUGCUUGAAGUGUUCUGUCAGAUUUAUACAUAUACUGUACGUACAUAGUUAUUUUUUAUCCAUAUAAGCAUAAUCAUUUUUGUACUUAUUUUUAUACAUAUCAAAGAACUUUAUUUCUAAAAUUAUCUUAAGUAGAUAUUAACAAGGCUUCAGUACACACCAGUUAAGUUUGUCCAUUUUGACUCUUGGCAACAUAUCAUGCUUUUAAAAGGACAAGCGAACCGUCCAUCUCUCGUGCUACAGGAGAAAGUCACAAAAUUCCAGCAUCAGCUGUCUGUCUGCUUUUCUGGGAGAGUUUUUAAAUACAACAUAGUUGAGCUGCUUUGAAGGACCUACUGUAGUUAUAUCGAUUAUAAUAUUGUACUAUUCGUUAUUUUUUUUUCUUUUAUGGGCUGAGAUAAACUAUUGAUACAUUAAUUAGAUGUAAACUGUGGUAUAAUUUCAAGCUGAAAAUGGAAAUCGGUGGUGAAAAUGCACAUGAGGACGGGUCAUUGCCAACGGCUUGCGUCUACUCUCUGUCUCUCAGGGUAGAAUCGAUCGUAAUCACUGAUACUGACCUAAAUUAGGUCUCAGGAAAUAGAUGUAACAUGCUGAAAUAUUUUCAUGUGCAUUAACUGUAUAAAUAUGUGUAAAACUGUGUGAAAUGGCACAGUUGGGAGGAUGUGCAGUUCGCCUCAGUCACUGAGCUAAACACCAUCUAAUGCUAGAUAGAAGAAAAAAAAAACAACUAUUAGCAAUUUUAUAACUGACGAAAAAAUAUAUAUGGUAACGCUUAGUGUUGAAGUAUGUUGUGUAAAUUCUGCCCAUUUAUAGGACACAUUUUAUUUUUGGAAGGGCAAGGAUCUCAGCUUUAAUGUUUGUCCACUGGAUGUAGUUUGAUCCUAAUGCAGCCCACUAGGCUCAAGUAAUUUUAAAUUGUGAAAACAUGGAUGUUACACUUUGUAGCAAGUAGGCCUCUUUAUAAAAAUAUAAAAAGAAAAAAAAAGUGAGUAAACUGUAUGUAAAAUUGAAUUGUUAAAUAACAUACUUGCUAUUCUGGAGGAAAAAGGGAAAAAUUAAUCACAGAUUUUAAAAUAAUAAUAAUAAUAAUAAUAAUAAUAAUAGAGACAUUUUUAAAGGAUUUGUCCUAAAUUCUUUUCCUGUAAUGAAACUCGUGUAGAACAUUAGCGAAGGAGAGCCAAAGUCUGGUGAUGAAUGUUUCAAAUGAAGCGAAUCUCAGAGACUGGAAUUUCAGUUCUUUCCUAUCAGAGUUUACAUUCCAUAUUGCCAGUUUGUAAGCAAUUAUAUGUUAUAGUAAUACAGUCAUUGUUUAAAAUGCUCACUAUCACUUAUUUGUUUACAAAUAUAAUAAUUAGUAUAUAUCAGGAAUGUUUUUUUCUCCUCUGUCAAUAGAUUUAUUUUAUUCUUUAAAAUUUACAUUAUGAUUUUUUUUCUUUAGACAGCUAAAGUCUGUCCAUAAAGUGAUAAUCAAGACUUGUCCUUCAGCUUGACUUUAUUCUUGUGUGCAACAAAAGCCACAGCAGUUCCAUGCAGCAUGUGUUUGUGUGUGUGUGUGUGUGUGCGCGCGCGCGUGCGUUUGCGUGUCUGCGCGUGUGUGUGUGCGUACCUGCUGUGAGAUGAAACCGUUGUUCUCUACAUAUCAGACUGUCUAAAGUGCCAUGACGUUGUGUCUGAACCAGCAUCCUUCAGUCAGAUGUUCAAAUCUUAAAGAAGAUUAAGUGGCAUCUAAUCCUGGCAUGGGGAACAUCCAAGUCACGCAAGCCUCCAUGCCAGGGCAAGAGCAGGCAGUGCUGCGGUCAGACCGAGGAGGAACAUCUAAAGACCCACUAAAGCGAAAAGUGGCACGUAAGGGAGAGAGAGAGGGCGUAAAGAUUCACUUAUGAAGCAAAUUGAUUGUACACAUUUAACCCCAGAAAUCUAAGGCAGCAGGACAGAAGACACUGACUGAAAGAUGCUGGGCACUAAAUGAGUUGUAACGUGUCUGUAUGCUCAUCUGUCCACUUGUUCAAGAGUGUUCUCUCAGACAAUUAUUCUACUGUAAAACUCAGCUGUCACUACAAUGUUACAGACUGUAUUGAAUAUAAUAUGCUUUAAAGAAUUAAGUCUUAACUGAAAGUAAGCUGCAACUGCUUUAGGAUUAUUAUUUUUUAAAUAAAAAUUGAGAGAUUUCUGUUUCAUUAUUUGGCUGUUCAUUACAGGAAAAGGGAGUUUGAACUGUUUUAGAGAAAUGGAGAGAUUGAUGGUGCUGAGUUGAUCUACCUGACUCUGUCGAAUAUAACCUGCUGAUAAACAUACUGUCUUGUACAAAAAGUUUGUACAUAAAUUGUACAUGUUUCUUUUUGUAUUUUCUCAAAUUAAAAUGGAUGUAUUUGUGUUCUA
Messenger RNA from Clarias gariepinus (North African catfish), 8322 nucleotides. RefSeq names its product potassium large conductance calcium-activated channel, subfamily M, alpha member 1a (gene kcnma1a). Gene Ontology annotation, biological process: transmembrane transport; potassium ion transport. Bases 593 to 4480 code for a protein of 1295 amino acids. The transcript is spliced from 32 exons. The record is from RefSeq and is a predicted model, not a curated record. NCBI's taxonomy places the organism in Eukaryota, Metazoa, Chordata, Actinopteri, Siluriformes, Clariidae. Gene Ontology annotation, cellular component: postsynaptic membrane. Gene Ontology annotation, molecular function: large conductance calcium-activated potassium channel activity.